AUGAAUAGUCCAUCAGCAUUACCACCUCUGUUUGAUCCAAAUAAGACUUUUCUACCAUUUUGGCGUCAAGCAUAUCAAUGGCUCAAUCAAUGUCAUGUAUUAGCGCCUGAAGCUAAUCGUAUUCUAAGUUUACCAGCCAGUACAAUUGAAGAUCUAGCAGUUAUCCUAACUGAUGGUAUUGUUUUAUGUAAUUUACUGAAUUAUUUAGUGCCUGGAGUAAUAAAUUAUACAGAUGUUUCAUUUCGACCACAAAAAAGUCGAUUUCUAUGUUUACAAAAUAUUCGCCUAUUUUUGGAUACAUGCAGACGUGAAUUAAAUUUUCGUGAUCGAGAUCUUUUCGAUCCGUAUAUGUUAUUUGAUAAAUAUGAUUUAGAUAAAAUUAUUGAGACACUGUCGAAAAUAUCUCGAUUAGAUAUAGCUAAACGAAAAAAUUUAACACCAUUUCCAAUAAAUAGCCCAGUGAAUUAUGCUAAUGUUGCAAAAGAGGAUGCUAAUGGAAUGUUACCAACUGUUCGUUCACUUGAUGAAACAGUACCAACACAAGAUACUCCUAUGAUGAAUAAUGAUGAUGAUGAUGAUUCUCGAGCACUUCUAUAUUAUGCAUCACCUGAAACAAUUGUUUCGCCAACAGGACAAAAUGAUCUCUAUGGACGUAUCAUUGAGAAAAAGAGGGUUGGUUCCUUAAAAAAAUUAUGCUUUGCCUUUUUAGUGCUUCUUUUUGUACCUACACGCACUCUUUGCUUUUUGUAUUUGCUUGUUGCUCUUGCUACUUUCUGCACCCUAUUUUAUUUUUUUGUUAGACCACCUAAAUUACAACGUCAGUCAUCUUUAUGUCAUUCAUGUCGUUAUGCACGCAUCCACCAUGUACCUUCAUUUCAUACAACUAAUCUAUCCCCAACAACAAAACAAGAAUCAUCAUUUAUAAAAACCACAAGUUCAACAAAUUUAACUGAAGCACUUUCAUCAGCGUCACUUGUUGCUGCUAAUGCUGCAUCAACACUUUCGUCAGCAGCAGCAACAACAGAUAAAAAUUCUACUGAUUUAAUAACAUUAACAAAUCGUCGUUUAUCAACAUCAUCUCUUCCAUUUUCAAUAUUAAAUGGUGAUUCAGGUGUUUAUGGUUCACAUAUAAGUAUUGCCGAUGAUGUUUAUGAACAAUUAUGUGAAAAACAAAAAAGACCUGACAAUCAUAAAGCAUUUCUGCCACGUGAUCAUUGUGUAAAAGAAUUGCUUGAUACAGAAUUAAAUUAUCGUGACUCUUUGUAUCAAAUAGUGACACAUUUUAUCGAACCACUACCAUUAAAAAUAGAGGAAAAAAAGAACAUUUUUUUAAAUAUUUCUGAUAUCUAUGCGUUACAUUCAGAAUUCUAUGAAGAUUUACGCGCAGCUGGACGAAAUGAAAAAGGUCGUACAUCCCGUAUUGUAGAUUUAUUUACAAAAUGGCAAGAUCGAUUUCUUAUUUAUGCAAAAUAUUGUUCUGAAUUGCCUGAUGCUCAAGAAUUUCUCGAUAGAAAAAUCAAACAAGAUAGUAGUUUUGCUCAAAAACUUGAACAAUGUCGUCUAUCCGCAGGCGAACUUGGUAAAUUUCAAUUACGUGAUACAGUUGUUUUACCGUUUCAACGCAUUGUUAAAUAUUCAUUAUUAUUACACACAAUGAAAAAGAAUGUCCCCACAACAGAUCUAAAUGGUGAUACAAAACGACAAAUAUUAGAAAAAGCCGAACAAUUAAUGAUUGAUGUUAAUCAAUAUAUAAACGAAUCAAAGCGUGCACAUGAUAAUUUAAAAGUUAUUAAUAAUAUAGAAAAAAGAAUCUGUGAUAUCAAACUACCAUCAGAUAGAUGUUUACGUAGUUAUGGUAGAUUUAUAGCUGAUGAACAAUUUGCUGUUAGUGAUGAUGGACAUCGAAGUGCAACAAGAACUGUGUUUCUUUUCGAUCGUGUUCUGUUAAUAUGCAAAGUUAAAGGUUCAGAAAAAUAUACGUUUCGUGCAGCUCUAUUUAUUCAAGGAUGUCAAAUAGAAGAAUUAAAAACUGCAAAACGCGAGUUUCCAUUUAUUUUACGUGAUAAUAUGAAGCAUGAAUAUAGAUUUGUUGCGAAGACUGAAGAGAAACGCGCAUAUUGGCUCAAACAUUUACGAGAUGCUAUUGAUCGAUGCUCGAAUCCCGAGUUAUUUGAAAAUGGACAUUAUUUUCAAAUGAAAUCUUUUGAUGAAAUAAACCCACGUUGCGAUCUAUGUAAUCGAUAUUUAUGUGGAAUAUUUUAUCAAGGUUAUGAAUGUUCAAGAUGCCAAAAGAAACUCCACCGAGAAUGUAUAAAGAAAUUGGGAUCCUGUUUUCAUCGAGCUUCACUUGAACGUAUUCGAAGUUUUGAUCGAGGUUCAAUUGAACUACCCCGUGCAUUUAGUAGUGCAUCUAAUGUUAAUAAUCACAAUCGAGUUUAUGCUUUAUAUGAUUAUGAUGGUUCAAUAAACAAUAAUAAUAAUAAUAAUAAUAAGUCUAACGUCAAUCGAUGUGAUGAUCGACAUAUUAAAGUUAAUGAAGGUGAUGAACUUGAAAUAAUUGAAGAUGAUGAUGAACAUAUGUGGAAAGUGAAAAAUCUGCGAUCAAAUGAAAUUGGUCUUAUUCCCGCAACACUAGUUGGUGCAAUUGAUGGUGAUUUGCCAAAAACAAAUCAACGUCAAUCAACGACUCUCGCUGAAACAUCAUCAUUGCGUUCGAAUAUAUCAUCAACGCUUGCACAUCACUUUCCCUUUAUUCGUUCGCUUGUCCAAGCCUAUAGUCCACCUACAUCAAAGCGUACACCAUAUGGAAAUACAUAUUCAAAUCCGCCAUCAACAAAUAAUAAUACUAUACCUAUUCAACGUUCAAAAUCUAUUUCGUCAGCAAUAACACCUGAAAAUAUUUCAUAUAAACAUCGAACUUUACAGUUAUCAUCUUCGUUUGAUAAUAAACAUUUAUCACCGACAUUUGUUCCAAUCUUAUCGAAUAAUGGUCUAUACGAUUGGUAUCUUGAUAUCAGUCGACAUCAAGCAGAAGAUAUAUUAAGAAACGAAGCUGUGCCAAAUAAUACAUUUCUUGUGCGAAAACAAGGAAAAAAUGAAGGACACGCUAUAUCGAUAAAACAUAAUGAUGAAGUCUAUCAUAUUCGAAUAUAUACUCAAGAAAUUGAUGGCUCUGUUAAACAUUAUCUAGUUGAUAGUCUGCUGUUUGACAGUUUACAAUCAUUAGUUCAAUAUUAUCAAACACAUUCGCUUGAAGAUCGAUUUCCUCCAGUUAAAAGCCCGUUGGUAUAUCCGAUAGCACUUGUAUGUAGUCAUGAUAUGCUACUUCUACCGGGCACUCUGUAA
Messenger RNA from Rotaria socialis, 3345 nucleotides. The record is from the annotation of a GenBank genome assembly. Lineage: Eukaryota; Metazoa; Rotifera; Eurotatoria; Philodinida; Philodinidae.